Molecule: messenger RNA, 3336 nt
Organism: Chilo suppressalis (striped riceborer)
Lineage: Eukaryota; Metazoa; Arthropoda; Insecta; Lepidoptera; Crambidae
Source: the annotation of a GenBank genome assembly
UAAGUUGUAUUGAGACAUACAGAAAGUUUACAUUUUUUCUGUUUAUUUAUAGGUAGCGCUUCAUAAUGGGAAAGGACGAGAAAAGAGGGACGAUCGUCCUGGACAAUUUUAAUUCCACGGCAAAUUUAGCGGCGAACCCAGGUUUCCAGUCUACGCUAAGUCUUGGAUCUAAAGAAGUCAUCAAUGAAAAGGAGUACAAACCGUUCGAGCACCGAAACGUGCCACAUCCGAAUUCGACUGUAGGCUCUCUGGUGCAUCUGCUGAAGUCGUCCCUGGGCUCAGGCAUCCUGGCGAUGCCGGCCGCCUUCAAAAACGCAGGCCUGGCGUUCGGAGCGAUCGGUACCAUCAUCGUUGGAUUUAUAUGCACUCAUUGCGUGUAUAUUCUGGUGAAAACCUCUCAAGAAGUAUGCGUGGACGCAAAGAAACCAUCCAUGGGAUUCGCGGAGACGUGCGGGGCAGCGUUCGAGUUUGGCCCCAAGAAGCUGAGGCCUUGGGCUAACUUCGCCAGGACACUAACAGAUUAUGCGUUGACGUGUACAUAUUUGGCCGCUCUCUGCGUCUACAUUGUGUUCAUUGCUGAGAACUUUAAGGAGGUCUUAGACGAAUACUGGCCGGAGUACAAGUUGUCUGUCGAAACUUACUGUGCGUUGACGCUGGUGCCACUCGUCCUGAUCUGCCAAAUAAGAAACCUCAAAUGGCUGGUGCCGUUUUCUGCCAUCGCUAACGUCCUCCUCGUAGUGUGCUUCGGCAUCACCAUGUAUUACAUCUUUACUGAUUUACCAAAUCCUACAGAGAGGGAUAUGGUCGCCAAAGUUACACAAUGGCCUCUGUUCAUGAGCACAGUUAUAUUUGCGAUGGAAGGCAUUGGCGUCGUGAUGCCCGUCGAGAAUGACAUGGCGAAACCGCAGCACUUCUUAGGGUGUCCUGGCGUGCUGAACGUCGCAAUGACAAUUGUGAUCUCCCUGUACGGUUUGGUCGGAUUCUUUGGCUACAUGAAAUACGGAGACGAUGUUAGAGGCAGUGUCACUUUAAAUUUACCUCAGGAUGAAAUUCUUGCCCAAAGUGCUAAAAUUCUUAUGGCACUUGCGAUCCUUUUCACGUACAGUCUUCAGUUCUACGUACCCAUGGAGAUGAUUUGGAGGAAGUUGGAGAACAGAAUCUCGGUGCGAUAUCAUGACUUGACCCAGAUCAGUAUCAGGACAUUAGCCGUUGUUGGUUCAGUUGCCCUUGCCGCCGCAUUCCCGGACUUAGAGUUGUUCAUCAGCUUGAGUGGCGCCAUCUUUCUGUCUACCCUCGGCUUGCUGACUCCAGCCAUCGUUGACACCGUCCACAACUGGGACAGAGGGCUCGGUUUCCUCCGCUGGAAACUGUGGAAGAAUCUCUUCAUCGGAAUCAUGGCCCUUGUUGCCCUUUUUGCCGGCUCUUACGUCUCCAUCAGAGGAAUGCUCGAAAAGUUCGGCGAAAGCCACAACGAAAUUUCCAACACAACUUCCAGUAUGAUCAACGACACUCUUGUUUAAUUUCCAUCUUCAUUCGUCAGAUGUCCGCCUCGUAAGGUUAUGUUAAGAUUAGUGUAUAGUGAAACUGAGAUGUAAGAUAUUUUGUCAUUAUUUUUUGUAUUAUAAUGUGAAUUGUAUAUAGAACUAUCACACUGUUGUUCGUGUUAUAGCUUAAAUUAUAUUUUUGACAAGUUUUGAUAUUUAUUAAUCGUAACGCCUUCCAGUUUGUAAGAUUUAGAAAUUGUUUUUAGAUGUAAGUUUUUAUUAAUGUAGGUAAGUAGGCAUUUCAAUUGUGACAAAUAAGAAAUGACAAAAUCUAAACAUGAUAAGUAACUUUUUACAUAUAUAACUAUCUAAAAAAUGCUGGUGUGAAAAACUAAGCGUGAGUUGGUCUACUAUAACGUUAACUGACACAUGUCAAAUCAUUCUAAAGUCUUAGUAAAAUUUGACUUUAACUAGCUCUGUGAUGCAACUCACACUUAUUUUAUUCGUCGGUAAAAUCACCGGUCUUACCUUUCUCUAACGUUUGAAAUAGUUACCAUAGCAACUAGUAUAAUAUGAAUUUUAAGCACACGUAUAUGUUAUGAAGUCCAUCUUUGGAUCAAAUAGCUAUGUAAGUAAGCAUUAUAUUACACAAAUAUAUAUUUCUAUUUACUCUUGAGCCAAAUGAACACAAAUAUUCUUGAACACUCACUGACAUUGUGUUUGCGAAUAAGUUUUAUUGUAUGAAGGUAAAUUACUUAUAUUGUCCGAUUUCUAAGUAGUUAGGAUAAUUCUGAUAUAUUAAUUUACGCUCUACUCGUAAGCAGAAUUAAAAUGAAGUAACAAAGUCAAUUUUCUUGGUAAAGAAACUGUCAUGCUGUCCUUCGAUCGGGUCAAUGUAUGAAAACAAAACCCCUCAUUUCUACACCUUUCUAGAGCUUGCAUGGUAAGCCAACCCAGAAUCAUUAAAUCGAUCAAUAUAUGAAGUUACACAAUUAGAGAUGGCAUAAUUUCUUCUUUUAUCAUUAUAGUUACUUAGCUAUUGUAUUCAUCAUAACAAGCCUACUAAUGAUAUAGGGAGAUUGGGCCAUGACCCGGCACGCACGCCCAGUGCGGAUUGGUAGGUGCUAACGACUGCAGAUGCAGCCGGGACCAAUGGCUUAGCGUGUCUUCCGAAGCACGAAGGAGCUUAAGAUGCGAAUGCAUUAUCUAUAUACCCGACUACGGCAAAGCCAAAAGGAAGGGUUAUGAUUUAAGGAGCCUAUGUAUGUAUUUUACACUGUAAAUGUUGAACUACUCCCUUAUUAAUAAACGAGGAAUAAGCUUAGACUAGUUACGCCGUGUUUUGUUCAUAUCGCUCAAGUGUCAUUUGUAAUUCAAUGAACAGAGACAAAACAAAGAGUAACUAAUCCAAGCUUAUUCUUCGUUUACUAAUAAGGUGGCUAAAGGACACCAGGCAUUUUGUGCCAAAGUUGUAUACUUUUUUAAUUUUUUUAUCUGUGUUUCAUAAUUGGGUAACGUAGUCUGGCAAUAUUUGUCAUCAGCAGCUAGCUGUCAAUGUCAAAUACGUAGGUUUGUCAUCAAAAGGGUUUCUAUAUAAAAAAAUAUUAAUCAUUCAAUAACUUCUUUCCACGAUUCGCUAAAAAUAAGGCAAAAGUAGUUUUAUGUAGCAAAUAAUUUUGGCUUUAUUUUGAGACCAAAUUCAACUGUAUACAAGUUUAGCAUUUUUUCUAUGAAAAGUGCCGGGUCUCCUUUAAUGUACAAUAUCAGUGUGUUCAGUAUCAAUUUAUUUGUAAUCAUGGUCCAGGUAAUGAUAUGAUAAGAAAUAAAAAAAAAUAAAAAAAAAUAAACCGAC